CAUCCGGUUAACCAAUAAAAAGUGUUUGUCCAUGCGAGAUCAUGGUGAGACGAUGGCCGCCUCAUGCGGCACUCAUAAUCCAUUGUUUUCAAUAACUUUUCACUCUUUGUAAUAAUACGUGUGCUUGUCAUCAAUUGGAAUAGUCAUGUAUCGCCUGAUAAAAGCCCACAGACUCUCCGUGAGGAAUACUUACACCGGUUCCUUGAAUAUUUAUACAGAAACCAGUGACAAAUUGUGCUCAUUUUGUCAUGUUCAUCACUCCAAAAUGCCGAGAAAUCUGACAUUUUCUCAAGUUCGACAUCGGACGUCAACAAUAAAUACUGCUCUAUUGCCAAUCGUAAAAAAACAAAAGCGUAAACCCAAGAGAUAUGCUGAACUAUUAGAAGUAACCCAUAAUUUAACGAGUAAUCGUCGGGCAGCAGUGCGAACGUUAAAUGCCUCUCACCUGUCCCUUUUAAUGCGACAGCCCGAUGUAACACUAGACAAGCUCCACAGGGUGAAACGAACAAACCUUUUGAAAAUUUCAAAUGCGGAAAUAAACACUGGCAGUAAUACAGAGGGAUCGCAAAACAUUCUGGGACUUCAGACUCCCGGUUUAAUAGAGGAUUCCCUGAGGAUGAGUGCAGAGAACCAGAAGUCGGGGAUGACAGUGAUGGAUGACCUGGAGACGUCAGGGAUCUCUGGUAUAUCAGACACAGCUUUGAUGAUAAAGGAUCGUUCUCUGUUGAAUUCAAUUCCAGAUGAUCAGGCAAAGCAGGACCUCGAUGACGAUUUAGAGCCUCUGAAAUUGAUCCCCAUACAAAAAUCCAAGAAGAAGAAGCCAGAUGUUAGUGACCUCGAAAGAGUGAAGCAAGUCCACGAGCAGGCAAGGAGAGAAAGCCUCGUGAGAACGUUGAACGCUUACCUGAGGGUAUGUGUGAGCACGGGAAUGAUGGGGAGAGCCUACCACACGAUAAUGCACUAUCGAAAACGUUCGGGCAAAAUAAAAACUGCAUGGAUCACUGACAUCACUCUCUUCAAUAUUCUCCUGCAAUCUUACGCGUCCAGCGGUAAUCUCCAGAAGGUUAAGGAAUUCCUGAAAAUAAUUCGUGAGGAUGGAUUAACGCCAACAGCCAAAACUUAUGCAGCUGUCUUCGAGUGCUUCGGUAGGAUCCCGGCCGCUAAGAAGGAGCAGCCGUUUUUGAAUGAUAUUCGUCGAAUGAUGAACAGACAGAAUAUCACCUUCGAUGAGGUAGUCCAUCAGUCAAAGUCGAAGAGGGGUCAGUAUUCCAGUGUUAGAAAGGCUAUCAAAUUGUUGGAUCCAGGGUUCGAGCCUAAACCACAAAUUACAGAGGAAUCUUACGAUUGUCGUCUAUUGCAAAGAAUAACACCAGAUGGGGGAAAACCAAAUUGUAGUCCAAUUGGGAAUUCUCUCACGCUGGAUAACAUCAACAGAAGAUAUUCCCGACAGGUGAAUCACGAAAUUGUGGGUCACGUUGAGAUUAAAAGUAUCGAGAAAUUCGACAAGUCAAAGCCAAUAGUCCCCUAUUACAAGUCUCUGAUAUCUGAGCUUGAAGAGGAAUGGAAGAGAACAGCAUCAGAAGCCUUCGACAGAGAUUUGAAGGCGUUGAAAAGUCGAGAAUAUCAACCAAUUCCUAAUGCAAUGGUUCUUUACCCCUGCCUGUGCGUUCUCGAUAAGGAGGAAUACGUCAAGGCCAUUCUCAGAGAGACCUGGAGAUUGGCAGAUGGAUCUGAGACGUUCAGUCCUUCCUUCUCCUUCCUCUGCAAGAACCUUGGAAAACAUAUAAAUGAUAAAUAUGAAAUCCUGGAGAGCAAAAACCAUGGAUAUCUUGAGAAUUUGCAGAAGGUCUAUUCGAGGUACAGUAAAUGGUACGUGGAUAGACCAGAUGGGGCAAAUGGUAGGACAGCAUGGCAGAGAAUAGCAGAACAAGUGUCUCCAGAGCUGAAUUUGGAAUUGGAGUCGAUUAGGUGGCCUGUGAAUCUACAAAUAUCAGUGGGAAAAUUUUUGUAUCAAAUAAUUCUAAAGGACAUAAAGCUGGACGUGAGUAGAGUCAGGCCCUGCAGCAAAACCAAACACUUUCUUCCAGCAUUCUAUACACUAUUCCGACACAAUACCCAAAAGUAUUUAAUCGAGGAGAUAAAGCCUCACCCAAUUCUCGCCAAGAUCUACCGAGAUUCUCAACCAGAAACCCUGAAAUUCGACACCUCUUUAGUGCCUUCCGAGUGUCCACCACGUCCAUGGUCGUCAGUUCAAAGUGGUGGAUAUCUUCUCCUUCGAACUGACGUCGUCAGAGUUCCCAUCUACGCAAUGGAGCAAUGGAAACGUCUAGAGGUGGUGCCAAAACGUCAACUGUGGCCUUCUCUGGAUUGUCUCAAUCAGUUGGCCUCUAUCCCGUGGACAGUGAACACUGUCAUUCUGGAUCUCGCCAUCAAGAUCUUCAGAAAUGGGGGCUCUGAGAGGCUAAAUGUGCCACAACCUCCCUCUGUCCUGACCCCUCCACCGCUGCUCAAGCGUGAUUGCAGUGAGAAAGAGAGGAAAUCUAUUUUCAAAGCCAGAAUGGACUUGAGAAGACAAAAGGGGGAGAUGUAUUCUCUAUGGUGUGAUGCCCUGUACAGACUAUCACUGGCCAAUCAUUUUCGGAAUAAAAUAUUUUGGCUACCACACAAUAUGGACUUCAGGGGAAGAGUCUACCCAGUCCCUCCACAUUUGAAUCAUUUGGGUUCAGACCUAGCUAGAUCAAUGUUGAUUUUUGCCUUGGGAAAGCCUCUGGGGCCAAAUGGCCUGGAUUGGCUGAAAAUUCAUUGUAUCAAUCUCACGGGAUUCAAGAAGAGAAAUUCGAUUAAUGAGAGGCUGCGUUAUGCCAAUGAAAUUCUCGAUGAAAUUGUGGACAGUGCUGAGAGACCAAUGGACGGUGAGAUGUGGUGGGCGAUGUCUGAUGAGCCCUGGCAGACCCUAGCUACCUGCAUAGAGAUCUCCAAUGCUCUCAAGUCACCGAAUCCGGAGGACUACAUCUGUAGAUUUCCAAUUCAUCAGGAUGGCAGUUGCAAUGGACUGCAGCACUACGCCGCUCUUGGAAGGGAUCAAAGUGGUGCUGAGAAUGUUAAUCUCCAUCCCAGUUCUGUCCCCCAGGACGUCUACUCGAGUGUUGCUGGGAUGGUAGAGGAUAUCAGAAAGAGGGACGCCAACAAUGGGGUGGAGGUAGCACAGGUCCUCGACGGUUUUGUCAAGAGAAAGGUCAUCAAGCAGACUGUCAUGACAACUGUGUAUGGAGUGACAAGGUUUGGGGCCAGAUUGCAGAUUGCCAGACAGCUCAAGGAUCUCGACGAAUUUCCCCAAGAAUUUGUGUGGAGUGCCAGUCUCUAUCUCGCUCAGAAGACCUUCGAUAGCUUGAGGAGCAUGUUCGACAGUGCCAGGCAGAUCCAGGACUGGUUCACUGAUUGCGCUAAAGUUAUUUCCACCAUGAAGGGAAAGAAUAUGGAGUGGGUAACACCUCUGGGUCUCCCUGUCGUUCAGCCAUACAGCAAAAUCAAUCCGACAAGAACAGGCCUGAAGGAAGUUGCUAUGGACACGUACGAGAAACCAAAUGCCACAAAACAAAAAAACGCCUUUGCCCCGAAUUUUAUCCACUCCCUGGAUUCGUGUCACAUGAUGUUGACGAGUUUGCAUUGCGAAAAACAGGGAAUUACCUUUGUAUCGGUGCACGAUUGCUAUUGGACUCAUCCCUGCACUGUGGAAAUUAUGAAUACAAUUUGCCGAGAACAAUUCGUUGCUCUGCACUCAGAACCCAUUCUCGAAGACCUUUCCGAAUUUUUCGUGAGACAUUACAUCGAUCCACAGCAAAAAGAUAGAAAUGCGAAGGAAGACCUCGAGAGCGACUUGUCAACGAGAAAAUUGAAACACACCCUAACGAAUUUACCCCAGAAAGGUUCUUUCAACCUAAAGAGUGUCCUCAAGUCCACGUAUUUUUUCAGUUAAUUGGUGAUAAGCUGAAGGAAUGCACGAAUUUUGUGAUAAAGAUCCAAAGGAUAGAGUGUUUCGACAGCCAGUAAAAUGCAUUAUAUCCAUCGUGUAUAUAUUAUGUAUUGCAUAAUUUAAUAAUGCAAAAAGAAAAAAUUCAGAU
This is a messenger RNA of Fopius arisanus, 4121 nucleotides long. It is a transcript of the gene mtRNApol, whose product is annotated as mitochondrial RNA polymerase. The record is from RefSeq and is a predicted model, not a curated record. Gene Ontology annotation, biological process: mitochondrial transcription. The coding region runs from base 146 to 3976 and encodes 1276 amino acids. Gene Ontology annotation, molecular function: protein binding; DNA-directed RNA polymerase activity; mitochondrial promoter sequence-specific DNA binding. The transcript is spliced from 5 exons. NCBI's taxonomy places the organism in Eukaryota, Metazoa, Arthropoda, Insecta, Hymenoptera, Braconidae. Gene Ontology annotation, cellular component: mitochondrial DNA-directed RNA polymerase complex.